Molecule: messenger RNA, 449 nt
Organism: Dama dama (fallow deer)
Lineage: Eukaryota; Metazoa; Chordata; Mammalia; Artiodactyla; Cervidae
Gene: S100A1
Product: S100 calcium binding protein A1
Exons: 2
Coding region: 1-285 (94 amino acids)
Biological process (GO): regulation of heart contraction
Cellular component (GO): sarcoplasmic reticulum
Molecular function (GO): S100 protein binding; calcium ion binding
Source: RefSeq, a predicted model, not a curated record
AUGGGCUCUGAGCUGGAGACGGCAAUGGAGACGCUCAUCAAUGUGUUCCACGCCCACUCGGGCAAAGAGGGCGACAAGUACAAGCUGAGCAAGAAGGAGCUGAAGGAGCUGCUGCAGACGGAGCUCUCCGGCUUCCUGGACGCCCAGAAGGAUGCAGAUGCUGUGGACAAGGUGAUGAAGGAGCUAGAUGAGAAUGGAGAUGGAGAGGUGGACUUCCAGGAGUAUGUGGUACUGGUGGCUGCCCUCACAGUGGCGUGCAACAACUUCUUCUGGGAGAACAGUUGAGGAGACGGCCCCAGCGGGCAGCGCCCUUCCCCUCUACCCUGCCAUACCUGCUCCUUCACCCUGCUUCCCCCUCACUUUAAUUUUCCCUCCCCACCAACAAGGGUGCAAGAUUAGUGGGCCAGGCCUGCAACUCCUCUUUCAUUAAAGGCUUCUGUCUCACCAGC